ACUCUAUUUGGCUGCUAGGCGUGCGGCGGCAGUGGCGUUCUCUACCCGGCAUGCUGCGCGGCAGUGACGGCCCUACGUCUAUCCCCUUCCCAACCCAGCCCCCUCUCCCCCUCCCGCCGCGCCCCCCCUUUCCCUAAAGUGAGUGAGUGAGACGGACAGAUGGAGGAGGGACUGUAAUGGCGGCUACCGGCAGCUCCCUACUCUGACCCACGGCAAGCAUACAGCAACGACCCCCUCCUCGCUCCUCUCUCAGCCGGCCUCCGCCCCGCCGCCAGCGCGGGGCCACCCUCCCCGGCCCUUCCCCCAGCCGUCGGCUUCUCGCCCUGCGCCCCGGCUGGGGCCCCACACACAAUGGACGAGCUCGCCGGAGGCGGUGGUGGCGGUCCGGGGAUGGCGGCCCCUCCAAGGCAGCAGCAGGGACCUGGGGGGAACAUGAGCCUUUCGCCAGGGGGUAAUGGAGCGGCGGGCGGCGGGGGUCCUCCAGCCGCCGAGGGAGCGGGUCCCGCGGCAGGCCCGGAGCUGUCCCGGCCGCAGCAGUACACUAUCCCGGGUAUCCUGCACUACAUCCAACACGAGUGGGCUCGGUUCGAGAUGGAGCGGGCGCACUGGGAGGUGGAGCGAGCCGAACUGCAGGCCCGAAUAGCAUUUUUGCAAGGAGAAAGAAAAGGACAAGAAAACUUGAAGAAGGAUUUAGUAAGAAGAAUAAAGAUGUUGGAGUAUGCAUUAAAACAAGAAAGGGCAAAAUAUCACAAAUUAAAAUAUGGCACAGAACUGAACCAAGGUGAUUUGAAAAUGCCAACCUUUGAAUCAGAAGAAACCAAAGACACAGAAGCUCCCACAGCACCUCAGAAUAGCCAGUUAACGUGGAAGCAGGGCAGACAGCUGUUAAGACAAUAUCUUCAGGAAGUAGGUUAUACAGAUACAAUAUUAGAUGUACGAUCUCAGCGGGUAAGGUCAUUACUUGGACUAUCCAAUUCAGAACCAAAUGGAUCAGUAGAAACAAAGAACUUAGAACAGAUACUGAAUGGAGGUGAAUCUCCUAAGCAAAAAGGACAAGAAAUCAAAAGGCCCUCUGGUGAUGUUCUUGAGACAUUCAAUUUUUUAGAAAACGCUGAUGACAGUGAUGAAGAAGAGGAAAAUGACAUGAUUGAAGGCAUCCCAGAAGGAAAAGAUAAACAUCGGAUGAAUAAACACAAAAUAGGUAACGAAGGUUUAGCUGCUGACCUAACUGAUGAUCCUGAUACUGAGGAAGCACUGAAGGAAUUUGAUUUUUUAGUGACUGCUGAAGAUGGUGAAGGAGCUGGAGAAGCACGGAGCUCAGGGGAUGGCACAGAAUGGGAUAAAGAUGACCUCUCCCCACCUACUGAGGUUUGGGAUGUAGACCAGGGGCUAAUAAGUAAACUGAAGGAACAGUACAAGAAGGAACGAAAGGGGAAGAAAGGGGUGAAGACUGAACCAAUAACGUUUCCAUCUGGAGGAGGCAAGUCAUUUAUUAUGGGUUCUGAUGAUGUUUUGUUAAGUGUACUGGGCCUUGGAGACCUUGCAGACUUGACGGUAACAAAUGAUGCAGACUAUAGUUAUGAUUUGCCUGCCAAUAAAGAUGCCUUUCGAAAGACAUGGAAUCCCAAGUAUACACUACGUAGCCAUUUUGAUGGAGUACGGGCAUUAGCUUUUCAUCCUGUAGAACCUGUUCUGGUUACUGCGUCUGAGGACCAUACUCUGAAACUUUGGAACUUGCAAAAAACAGUUCCUGCCAAAAAGAGUGCCUCUUUAGAUGUAGAGCCUAUCUACACAUUUAGGGCCCACAUUGGUCCUGUUCUAUCAUUAGCUAUUAGUUCUAAUGGAGAACAGUGUUUUAGUGGUGGUUUAGAUGCAACCAUACAGUGGUGGAAUAUGCCUAGCCCUCACGUGGAUCCAUAUGAUACAUAUGAGCCAAAUGUUCUAGCUGGCACUUUAGUUGCACAUACAGAUGCUGUCUGGGGUCUUGCUUAUAGUGGCAUAAAAAAUCAAUUACUGUCUUGUUCAGCAGAUGGCACUAUUAGGUUAUGGAAUCCACAAGAAAAAUUGCCAUGUAUUUGCACUUACAAUGGAGACAAGGAGCAUGGAAUACCUACAUCAGUUGACUUUAUAGGCUGUGACCCAGCUCAUAUGGUGACCUCUUUCAGCACUGGUAGUACAGUAAUUUAUGAUUUAGAAACAUCACAAUCAUUGGUGAUGCUUUCCUCACAGAUAGAUUCUGGUUUACAAUCUAAUAAUCACAUUAACAGAGUAGUAAGUCAUCCCACACUUCCUGUUACAAUAACUGCUCAUGAAGAUAGACACAUCAAAUUUUUUGAUAAUAAAACGGGUAAAAUGAUCCAUUCUAUGGUAGCUCAUUUGGAUGCUGUUACAAGUCUAGCAGUAGAUCCUAAUGGAAUCUAUCUGAUGUCUGGAAGCCAUGACUGUUCUAUUAGAUUAUGGAAUUUGGACAGCAAGACUUGUGUGCAAGAAAUAACAGCACAUAGGAAGAAAUUAGAUGAAUCAAUUUAUGACGUUGCUUUCCAUCCAUCAAAAGCAUAUAUUGCCAGUGCAGGGGCUGAUGCCCUUGCCAAAGUAUUUGUGUGAAUCAACAAAACUCACAUCAUAAACAACAGAUUUGCUUGGACAGAAAGAGGGUCUGCAUCACUGCCAUCAGAAAGGUUAUGAUAUGACACUACAUGUGAUCUGCCUGGAGAAGGCUGUUCGAGGCAGGCAUUAAAUUGGUGGAAUUCACAUCUUAAUGUCAGGCUCAUUAAUUUAAUUGUAAUUACUGUAUUUUGUGGGACAAAUAAAAAGGACUCCAUUAUUUGUGGCCUGUACUGGAUAUGAACUGAGCGUAUGUCUGUUUUUUAGGUAUCUUUAAGCCAAUGUGGAGUCUGAUCUUACAAAGACUUUUAUUUUGGACUCUGUGUGCUGCCUUAGGGUUAGGAAUGUGGUGCUCUUGUUGGGGGAAAGUGAGCUCCAAGAGUAGCUUUUUUUCAUCUCUUAGUGAUUUUCUGUUUAUCGGUUGAAUGCCACAGAUUCCCUUUUAAACUUAUUUUGCUUUAAAAAAAAAAAAAAAAAGAAAAUUUAACUUAAAAUAUUUUAGCAUUAGUUGCACAAAAUGUUUGGAUAAAAUUCUAGUUUUUAUAAGUCUUUUUAUAUAUUUAGCCUGUCACAACAGUGCUCAAGAUUGUAUUGAAGUUUUUCUGCAUUAUACAACCCUAAAACACAGAGAUCUCACUGACCCGCUGCCGUGUAACCACACUUUUUCCUUCUUUUGCCUAAUACAGCUCAGCUAAGUCCUUCCAUAAAGAUGCUAAAUCACCUUCAUCAUCACAUAAUUGUCUUCAUAUAAACCAAGGACUAUUAAGUGUAUUAAAAAUGAAACAGUGGGGUUUAGUACUCCAGAUGAACUCUUUAAAAAGAAAAAAAAAACGAACUAAUCUUGGCAUCCUAUCACUAUGUGAUAUUUUGUACAUCUUACUGUAUUUACAAGUUUAUUUAUCAAGGAUUAUCCAUCUUGCUAAUAGCCUAUUAUUUAUUUCACUUUUUGUUGGUCUUUAUAUCCUUUUAUUAAUGUGCUAAAGGAACCUGUAUAUCUAUUUUGGAACUCUUCGAAUAGUCUAAAAUAGACUAAAAAUGGAAUAUUUUAUAGUUUAAGUUACAAACCAAGGUGAUUUCCCCCAGAUGCAUAUCUUGGUUUACCAUGAUUCCAAACAAAACUAUCUUGUUCAAAAAUAUUUGGGGUAAAAUUGUAUUUGCAUUACAAAUAGGAUACAAAAAUAGUUGAAUCAGGAUACAGAAAUCUGCUGUGUUUGGACUAGUUAUCCCUGUUUUAUUUUUUCAGAUGUGCUUAAUUUUAUGGUGUAACUAAAGAUUUUGUUUGUGUAAUGCAUGAUUAAGACAAUAAAGUAUUUUUUCUAGUCUUCCAAAAACUUUUCUGAUCAGUUUGCGAGUUUUGAUGAGUUUUGUAAGGUUUUUGUUUUACAAACUAUGAAUCAGCAAAUUUUUAAGAUUGUACCACAUAGCAAACAUACAACUGUUGAAAAAUAAUGUAUAUAAAAUGCAUAUAAUAAAUAUUAAAUUGUGUACCUGUAUGUUACUGUUGGCUACAUUAUUUUGUGUUGAAUAAUAAAGUGCAAUACUUUACUCUCCAUCAUUAAACUAGGAAAUGGA
Molecule: messenger RNA, 4176 nt
Organism: Hyaena hyaena (striped hyena)
Lineage: Eukaryota; Metazoa; Chordata; Mammalia; Carnivora; Hyaenidae
Gene: STRN3
Product: striatin 3
Exons: 17
Coding region: 352-2604 (750 amino acids)
Cellular component (GO): dendrite
Molecular function (GO): protein phosphatase 2A binding; armadillo repeat domain binding; calmodulin binding
Source: RefSeq, a predicted model, not a curated record